Aphidius gifuensis is the source of this 587-nucleotide messenger RNA. RefSeq lists its product as uncharacterized. NCBI's taxonomy places the organism in Eukaryota, Metazoa, Arthropoda, Insecta, Hymenoptera, Braconidae. The record is from RefSeq and is a predicted model, not a curated record. The transcript is spliced from 2 exons. The coding region runs from base 142 to 501 and encodes 119 amino acids.
CCGCAUCUGACAUCUCCUGCCUGUAUUUAGUAUAUUAUAUUCUCAAAAGACUGAAGUCUUUUUACUUUUGAUUCAACAACGGCAAAGUGACAUUCACCUUCAGAAAUAUAUAAUAAAAAAUAAUCAAGUUCAAUACUAAUAAUGUUUUUAUAUCGUGGAAUUUAUAUAUUAAUAUUAAUAUGUUUUCUAACCGAGGAAAUUGUAGGAGAUUUUUUUGCUCAUAUUUAUUGGAGAAGUUCAACAAUAAGACCAAGAUUAUCAAAAAUAAAAACAGUUGAGAAUCCUGACGUUCUUAUACCAUGGGAACCCAAAAAUAAACCCAAUUUUGAUUCAACAACAAUCGAAAUGCCAGAGCUAGUACCAUGGCAACCCAAGAAUAAACCAAUUUUUGAUUCGACAACAAUCAAACAACUAGAGUUAGUACCUUGGGAACCUAAAAAUAAACCCAUUUUUGAUUCAACAAUAACAACAACAAUAACAACAACCGUAAAGCCAGAUUAAAAAUACAAAAAUUGACUCUAUUAGUUCAAUCAUAAUAGCAACAGUCCAAUCACAACUGAAAAUCAAGUGAUAAAAAUUAAAAAUAA